GGAUAUUUAACACAUGGUCGGAAAUUUAAAUUUAAAAUUUAGCAUAACAUAUAUUACUGAUAUACAUAUAUUUACAAUCCGAAAGUAGGAAAUGGCAACAUGUAACUGCCUAUUACUUCUUUUUAUUUUUGUUGCAAUACUUGAAUCAUUGUUGUUUGCAGUUAUAUAUGCUGGAUGGAGUUCUUAUGUUUAUAUUUUGAUUGAUUAUGGAUUUUACAUCGAUUUGUGUGAAACUAACAAACUUUCCACUAACAUAGUAGGAAAUAAUUCGGUUUCUUUGAUGUUGACUAACUCGCCAAAAGUUUCGGAUAAUAAUUCUGACAGUUUUUACACUGUGAUAGAUGAACAGAACUUAUCAAAAUAUUCUUUAGAAAAUACAACGAUACAAAGACAUUCAUGCAAAGAGCAGCAAGAACAGUUGCACCUUCUGUAUUCCAUAUCUAUGGUUCCCAUCUUUAUACUGUCAUUAUGUUGGGGCCCUCUGAUAUAUAAAUUUGGAGUAACAGGUCCAAAAAUCCUAUCAAUAAUAAUAACAUGCUGUGGUUGCUUAUUUCUUGGUUUUGUAAAUCGAGACAUGCCACUUCUGAUUGUACCUGGUAUGGUGUGUGUUGGAGUUGGUGGAAUAUGCUUGUUGACAAUAAAUCUAAAGAUAAGUUCCCUUUUAACCAUUGGAUCUGGAUUAUAUAUUGCUAUUCUUAGUGGUGCUUGUGAUUCCUCGGUUAUUACAUUUCGGAUAAUAAAAGUUUUCCAUGACUAUGGUGUUCCAUAUAGAUAUCCAUUUAUUGGGUUUGUCAUAUUACAUAUCAUCGUCGCUGGAAGUAGUCUUCUGCUGCAUAGAAAAUUUGACAUUAAACCGAAAGAUGAACAGAUAUCAGAAAUAACUGAUGAAAUAAAUUCCAAUAAUACAGAAACUUUAUUGGAAAAAGAAAAAGUGCUAGAUUUCUCGUUUGAAAGGUCAUACAAUAAAAACCAAGAAAAUUAUACUGUGAAGAAAUGUCCAUCUUUGAAAGACAGUUUAUGUUGCCUGCCGACUAUUUCCUUCCUGUUCAUUAUGUCAGUUUUCAUGUUGAAUUUCCUGUACUACAUUGGAACAAUUAAUAGUAGAUUACAGAAUGCAGUUCCCGACCAAGUCAGUUAUUUCACCAAUGUCUUAUCCUAUAUCAUGUUCAGUGGUAUAGUGACAGCAUUCCUGCCAGGGAGUAUGGCAGAAUGGCAGAGGAAGUUAUUCAAAGGUAGAAAUGUUAUACAAAGAGCGCUAUUGCCAAACAUUCUGCCAUUAACUAUUGUCAGUGUAUUGGGAAUAGUGCUUCACAUUUUAUCGUUCUUCACAUCAGAAACAACGCUGUAUAUCGAAUUUGUUGUAUUCACAGUAUUUCGUUCAUUUCUGUUCAGUUCAGCCAUGUUAUUUGUUGUUUCAGCAUAUCCACCAAAACAUAUCAAUGUUAUAUUUCCAUUGGGCUUGUGUACUGGAGGAAUAUUUUCCUUGUCACAGUACGCUAUUUUUCUGUGGUACAACCAAUCUACUAAUGCACAAUUCCAGGUUAAAAUAUUCAUGAUAUUGUUAUUAGUGACGUCACUUGUACAUCCACUCAUAUUAUUCAUUACUGCGAAAAGUGCAUGCAAGAAAAAAGAUACCGAAGGCAAAUCAUUUGUUACAUCCAGAGUGAAGACCACGGACUUGUAACAAUAUCGAAGUACUCCAAAUUAGAAAACAAGUCAAUAAAUAUGAAUUGCAAACACUCUU
Molecule: messenger RNA, 1744 nt
Organism: Mytilus trossulus (common blue mussel)
Lineage: Eukaryota; Metazoa; Mollusca; Bivalvia; Mytilida; Mytilidae
Product: equilibrative nucleobase transporter 1-like
Exons: 10
Coding region: 92-1684 (530 amino acids)
Biological process (GO): transmembrane transport
Molecular function (GO): transmembrane transporter activity
Source: RefSeq, a predicted model, not a curated record